Molecule: messenger RNA, 6877 nt
Organism: Acinonyx jubatus (cheetah)
Lineage: Eukaryota; Metazoa; Chordata; Mammalia; Carnivora; Felidae
Gene: TRIM9
Product: tripartite motif containing 9
Exons: 12
Coding region: 507-3017 (836 amino acids)
Molecular function (GO): protein binding; zinc ion binding
Source: RefSeq, a predicted model, not a curated record
CACGCCCCCUGCUCCUGGGUGACUGCACCGGAGGUCGGAAGGAAGCGGGGCGAAGGAUGAGUCAUCCCGCCUAAUUCCUCCUUCCCGGGCCCUCGCCUCCGCACGCCGGCCCCCUCCCGAGAUCCUGCAGCCGGGAGCGAAGACUCGCUCAACCAGAGUCAGCUACGAAACCCCCCUGGCCUGCAGAAGAGAGGAGAAGGACGGGGCGCGUGGCCAAUGAGAGCUUCGCUGUCUCGCCGCCGUCCAAUGGGCCGCUGUUUACAGGGCAGGGCGGGACUAGGAGGGGGCGUUCCGGGGCUGGCGCGCGGCGUCGCGGUUCUUUGGCUCACAGACAGAGUGGCUUGGAGAGAAAGCGCCUCCCGGGGAGUCCGUGCCCAGGCGACGCGGGAAGGCGCCACCACCACCGCCGCCGCUGGCCAAGGUGCUGGAGACGAGACGCCGUCGGCCGCUUCACCAGCUCAGGCAACCGUUGCAGCCGCUGCUGCCUCGCUCCCAGCCCGGUCCUCAUGGAAGAGAUGGAAGAAGAGUUAAAAUGCCCUGUGUGCGGCUCCUUCUAUCGGGAGCCCAUCAUCCUGCCCUGCUCUCACAAUUUAUGUCAAGCGUGCGCCCGCAACAUCCUGGUACAGACCCCGGAGUCUGAGUCCCCCCAGAGCCGUCGGGCCUCGGGCUCUGGGGUCUCCGACUAUGACUAUCUGGACCUGGACAAGAUGAGCCUGUACAGCGAAGCAGACAGCGGCUAUGGUUCCUACGGGGGCUUCGCCAGUGCCCCCACUACGCCGUGCCAGAAGUCCCCCAACGGCGUCCGCGUGUUCCCGCCGGCUAUGCCGCCACCGGCCACCCAUCUGUCACCGGCCUUGGCCCCGGUGCCCCGCAACUCCUGUAUCACCUGUCCCCAGUGCCACCGCAGCCUCAUACUGGAUGACCGGGGGCUCCGCGGCUUCCCCAAGAACCGCGUCCUGGAAGGGGUAAUUGACCGCUACCAACAGAGCAAAGCCGCAGCCCUCAAGUGCCAGCUCUGCGAGAAGGCGCCUAAGGAGGCCACCGUCAUGUGCGAACAGUGCGAUGUCUUCUACUGCGAUCCGUGCCGCCUGCGCUGCCACCCGCCCCGAGGGCCCCUAGCCAAGCACCGCCUGGUGCCCCCGGCCCAGGGCCGCGUGAGCCGGCGGCUGAGCCCGCGCAAGGUAUCCACCUGCACAGAUCACGAGCUGGAGAACCACAGCAUGUAUUGCGUGCAGUGCAAGAUGCCUGUGUGCUACCAGUGCUUGGAGGAGGGCAAACACUCCAGCCACGAAGUCAAAGCUCUGGGGGCCAUGUGGAAACUGCACAAGAGCCAGCUCUCCCAGGCGCUGAACGGACUGUCAGACAGGGCCAAAGAAGCCAAGGAGUUUCUGGUGCAGCUCCGCAACAUGGUCCAACAGAUCCAGGAGAACAGUGUGGAGUUCGAGGCUUGCCUAGUGGCCCAGUGUGAUGCCCUCAUCGACGCCCUCAACAGAAGGAAAGCCCAGCUGCUCGCACGUGUCAACAAGGAGCAUGAGCACAAGCUGAAGGUGGUUCGAGAUCAGAUCUCUCACUGCACAGUGAAAUUGCGUCAGACCACAGGUCUCAUGGAGUACUGCUUGGAGGUCAUUAAGGAAAAUGAUCCCAGUGGCUUUUUACAGAUUUCUGACGCCCUCAUAAGGAGAGUGCACCUGACUGAAGAUCAGUGGGGGAAAGGCACGCUCACUCCCAGGAUGACCACGGACUUCGACCUGAGUCUGGACAACAGCCCUCUGCUGCAAUCCAUUCACCAACUCGACUUCGUGCAGAUGAAAGUCCCAGCAACCCCCAUCCUGCAGCUGGAGGAGUGUUGCACUCACAACAACAGCGCCACACUGUCCUGGAAACAGCCACCUCUGUCCACGGUGCCUGCGGAAGGCUACAUUCUGGAGCUGGAUGACGGCAACGGUGGUCAGUUUCGGGAAGUGUAUGUUGGAAAGGAGACGAUGUGCACCGUGGACGGUCUUCACUUCAACAGCACAUACAACGCUCGCAUCAAGGCCUUCAACAAAACAGGAGUCAGCCAGUACAGCAAGACCCUGGUCCUCCAAACGUCUGAGGACACAGAUUCAGAAGAACAGACACUCCCUUUUCCAGUGCCUUCGGAAAGAUUGCCGCUCCGUAGAAUGAGUCCUUUCUCCUCCACCCUUAAUCUACAACCCAGCUUUCCCGGGAGAUCCUACUUUGAUUUCCGACCCUCACCCCACCAGCUGAGCUUGCAUUCCUCUUUGCAGUCUCUCAAUGCACCGGGAUGCAAUUUUGAGACACAAUCUGCACCUUACUCUCAAUUAGUUGACAUUAAAAAGCUGUUGGCAGUGGCCUGGUUUGCUUUCGACCCCGGCUCGGCACACUCUGACAUCAUCUUCUCCAAUGACAACCUGACUGUGACCUGCAGCAGCUACGAUGACCGGGUGGUGCUGGGGAAGACCGGCUUCUCCAAGGGCGUCCACUACUGGGAGCUAACUGUAGACCGCUAUGACAACCACCCUGACCCUGCCUUCGGCGUGGCUCGCAUCGACGUGAUGAAGGAUGUGAUGUUAGGAAAGGACGACAAAGCUUGGGCAAUGUAUGUGGACAAUAACCGGAGCUGGUUCAUGCACAACAACUCGCACACCAACAGAACUGAGGGAGGAAUCACCAAGGGGGCCACCAUCGGGGUGCUCCUCGACUUAAAUCGGAAAACCUUGACAUUUUUUAUCAACGACGAACAGCAGGGGCCCAUAGCCUUCGAGAACGUGGAAGGCCUGUUCUUCCCGGCUGUCAGCCUGAACAGGAACGUGCAGGUAAGCACCGCGCCCCCGGGUGUCACCUCGGCUUCCGCUCGCUCCGCUUCAAAGGCUGCCCGCGGGCAGUACAUUGAUCCCCGAGACAGGGAAGCCAACCGUGUAAGGCCCAGACCAAGACACGGAGGAAAGGAGAGGGGAAAGGGAUCAACGGUGACAACUGAGAUGAUUCCAGAUCAGCAUCAGCCCCUUCGUUAAGCUUGGACGCAGUCUAAUGAACAGCGAAUUGGAACUCUGUUCAUGGUUUGCUAUUGAUCGUCCCCGAGGCCUAGAUUCAUCCCUAGUAGGAACGAAACCCCUGAACCAGCUGGAAUGAAAACAGAUGGAAUGACUUAUGCAGAGCGCCAGAAGCACCCCAGAAGUGAAGGUGUGAGACUGAAGUUUUAGCACCAUUAUCAGAAAUCCUGAACAUCUUCUCUGCACUCUUACUCGGUUCUAUUAGGUGCCACAGGGAUAGAAAACAAUCCCUGCCUGUGGGCCACUUACUUAGGAUUUACUGCAAAUGGCAAAAACUACAGGUUCUUCUCAUGCAUUCACUCAACAAACACCUACUGGGUGCCUUUAAUACGUAAGGCACCAUUAUUAUAAUUACUGUAAGUAUUGUUGUUUAUCAGUGAAAACAAAACAUACAAAAUUGUGCCUCCUAUGAGUUACAGGAGAUAGAAGAAAUAAUAAGAAAACUACUACGUUAAUUAUAUAAUGUGUUAGAAGGCAAUAAGUGCAAGGGAGACAAGGCCAAGGGCAGGGCGAGGGGGUGGAGAGUGCUGGGGUUGGACGGGCGGGCAGCUGCAGUCUGAGGGUAGGUCUUAUUGCUGUGGCAGGUGAGCUGAGCCUUGGAGGGGGGUGGGGAGCGAGCCGUGUGGAGGUUUCCUGGCAGAGGGAGCAACCAGGACAAAGUUUCUAAGGUAUGAGGGGCCUCACAGGGGCAAGGUGGGACCAAGGGGCCACGGCUGGGGCAAAGAUCAGAGAGCCGUGGGGUGCCCUGAGGGGCUGCCCCUGCCCUUCUCACCUGGAGCUCUCAUUAUCAGCUGUGCACCUCAUUCAGCAGACGGCUGCCUUAAGAUACAUAGGCCUUGGGAAUCAAAAUACUGCAGGUGAUUUUUGCUCUGUUCAGAACUGCAGUCUCGGGAACUAUUAAAACAACAAAAAAACAUUGUCAUUUAUCAGUGUGUGCAGUAAAAGUGAUUGUAACCCAGUGACCUCUGCCCUUCUCUCUUCCUGCGACUAGACCGGGUUUUCUAGGAGGCUGAAAUCUAAUCUCUCAGAGGUCAGCCUCUACCUUGGAAGGAAGAAAACCAUAAAUUGCCCUAGAAGUGAGUCUUAGAAAAACCUCCUUCGAAGUUUUCCACAUUUUCAGCUGUUUCCCCUUCCCAGGAGUAUGGCACUCAAUGCUCUUCAGCGGUUUCCGGGAUGUUCUGAGUAUCUGGAGAAAGACUCUUGGGCUGGGGGAGACAGGGACGAGAAGGGGAGGGAUGACAGCCCCGCAUGGAACAGUUCCAGCCUCAUCCGUGCAGCUUCCCACUGAAGUGCAAGGCUGCAUGGAACCAGGGAAACCGUAUAAGUGCCCAUGUUUCUUCUUACCUGGCAAUCACCUGUUCGUUCCCCAUACAAAAGGCUUAUCCUCCUGGGAGUGACUAGUGGACAAGUGGUAAGGGAAGGGUUGUCUGCUCACCUGUUCUCUAUCCAUGGACUUGGCAGUGUCACUGCGUCCUCGCCAACAGGCUUUGCUACCUGCAGAUCAAUGCCUGUGUCUUCGGUCAUAAGGAACACGGUCUUCCCAGGAUCCUUAAAAGAGGCAGAUGGAUGAGAACCAUAUUAUCAAGUGUCUCCAGGAUUUGGGAGCCCACCAUGGUGGCCAGGCUCCUCGCACAGGCAGAAUUCUACUAGAAUUCUCUUUAACGUCUACUAGAAUAGACGUUAAAGGAAGCCAACAGGGCCCCUGUUGAAUUAGGAACACAUGCCCUGUGCCCUGGGGAGGGGCAUGCCGGGAGGGUUCCCGCGGUGCCUCCAGGACUCACAGUCUCGUCCCCCAGGUCACGCUUCACACCGGGCUCCCAGUCCCCGACUUCUACUCCAGCAGAGCAUCAAUAGCCUAAGGACGACGGGCCGGGCCGUCCUCACCUCUGCCUGAGAGAGCGACAGCAAGAGCUCAGCCAGCAUGCAGAGGGAGCACUCCGGAAGCAGAGGGGGAGGAGGAGAGAAAAGCUGGACCCCCGUGUCUUCACACCCCACAGCUCCACCCCUUCUUUUCCAACCCCCCUCCUGCUCUGAUGUCUGCCGUCACUUCCGUGUCCAGCAACAAAGGACCUAGACAGCCCACCGUGUCACUUAGUUUCCACUCCCAGAUUUUGCUUUCAUUUAAUUUAAGUUUCUUUUAAUGUAGGUGAGUUCUAUUUUGUUUCUUUUCUGAUCAUGUUAUUGGUGACUUACUGAACUGGUACCACCGAGAGAAUAUUCUCCUGAUGACCUUUUUCUUAAGCUUUCUGACAAAGAGGUUGUAAAGAGAGGCGGGGAAGAAUGAGUUGAAUUUGGAGCUUGCAGUUUACCUUCUACAAGGUUCUUGCCCUGUUAUCUCUCAUGCAGAGUUAGCCCUGCAUAGCUAGUCUUUGAGAGAUGGGCAGAACAAAUGCAGCAUUGAGAGGUUAUACUAUCCAUCGAAGCACAAAAAUAUUAGCCAUAGGGCUACACAGAGGUUCACAGCACGUAGGAUGAUUAGGAUAGGCCAGAAACCCUGGUCAUCGAGUCAAACUAGAAAGUCUCUAGACACAGGAAGACCAGGAGAUUUAUGAUUUGGUUCAUUUAUUUAAUACAAGUUUUUAAUUGAGAACCUACUAUGGACCAGGCACUGUUCUAGACACUGGAGACACAGUGGUGAAUACACAGGUGUGGUUACUGCCCUUCUGGGGCUUAUAUUCUCAUAGGAAAGCAAACUGAAAAUAAAACAAUUACAAAAUUGUUAUAAGUACUAGAAAGGGAAUAAACAAGGGACAAAGAGGCUCAUUGGCAAGAUCUCUCAGAUCCUCAAGAGCGAUGCUAAAAAUCUACACAUUCUGGCCAUAGCGGCAGAAACAUACCAACUCGAUGCCUUUUCAACAACGCUAUUUUAAUUAUGGCACCUGCUGCCAUUCAUCACAGAGCCCUUCUUUGACAGAAAUGACGUCAGCAUUCUUAUUUGUUAAUGCUGCAAUGACACUAAGCCUUAAAAAUAAAUGUGAAACAAAAGCAACCAGAGAGAGACCCCAUUUUCAGUAAUGGGGGAUCUGAAGUUGCAGUCCACAGCACCCCCAUUCUCAGGAUCAACACGCUUGUCUCCAUGUGUACCUGUGCCUGUCACAAAUGACCAAUCCGUCCACUCUGCUGCCAUGCACAACCCAGCUCUCUGGAGUAGUUCAAACAAUGUGUGGAAGAAAAAUGCAAUUGUGCGUCAUGGCUGUGACUGAAAGCAGAACAAUAAUUCUCAUUACUUCUCUAGAGAGAUAGACUCACACAGGUUACCUUUCAGAUUCUUUAGUUUGACAUGAAGUUUUAGAAAACGGAGAACAGGGAAAGAGGUCCUGAUCAGUUGCCUAAGCAUUUGCCAGUGAGCCAAGAAAUUCACCAUGAAAAAACAAGAAUAACAAAUAGAAGAGGUAAGGUGGGAAGGCUAACAAACUAAAGUUUUGGCAAAAAAUAAUAUAUGUAAAUAGCUGAUUAUUUCCUUUCGUGCUUUAUUUAGGUCAUUUCUAUCAGUUACAGUGUUUUUCUAGUUAAGCGUACCUAAUUUAUUGAAUGGGUGCUAUCCUGUUUACGUCCAUCUUGGUUUCUUGGCUACAGAAAAACUCUGUUGCAGGGCAACACUAGUUUGAUAUUUGAUUUACUCUCCAAUGAGACUCGAAGGCUGGGCCGCUGUAGACUCAUAAUUACUCUUGUUCUUUAUUAAAUUCAUCUUGCUAAUUAGAUUUCUAGUGACUUGUAACACGUAGUUUACACAGAAUGGCCAUUGUAGAUGCAUACAGCUACUGUACUAGAAAAAAAUGGAUAUUUCUGGUGUGCCAAUAAAAGAUUUUUAUGAGGGAAGA